Molecule: messenger RNA, 1939 nt
Organism: Lotus japonicus
Lineage: Eukaryota; Viridiplantae; Streptophyta; Magnoliopsida; Fabales; Fabaceae
Exons: 3
Coding region: 665-1759 (364 amino acids)
Source: RefSeq, a predicted model, not a curated record
UUGAAAGCUGCACCUCAAAAAUCCUCUCCUAACGUGUUCUUCACCUCAAUUUACAGAAUAGGAACUUUAGAUCAAAACCCAGGUUCAAGUUUUAAUUAAAGUUUAGGCUUUGAAUGUUGAAACCAAUAAUUAUUUUGGUUCAAACGAAUAUUCUGUAGAAUAUGGUGCAAACCAUGGUUAAGGCAAGAGGAAGAUAUUAAAAAGUGUUGCUAUUGUCUUUGUUGGUGUAGUCAUCUGAUUUUGUUUGAUUUAUUGGUAGUGUCAUCUUAGCAAGUUUAGCUAGGAUAGGCCUUCUUUUCAAACAUGCUUCAUUUCUUCAUCUUUUCCUUUCAAUCUUCAUUUUCCAGUGGUUUCUUUUGAUCCAUGUUAGCUUAUAUCAGUGAGAUUCACAAGAAUUGGCUUCAUAUAUCUUUAGUUACCCUCCUUCCUCUUCUGUUUCUGUGUAGUUGUUUGGUUCAAUUUUAUGGCCCCCACAUGUUUGCUUUAAUCUCCCAGAACCACUUCAGCUAGAGGGUCUUGCAAAAGGGCUUUUACACACAUAUAACCUUAAAUUCUGUUUUGCUUUUUUCCAUCUCCCUGCCUUGUACCUAAGAUUUUCUCAAAUAUUUUGCACUUGAAAACAACCAUUUUAGGCUCUGUAAGUGGUGAAACCAAAUAUUACUCCAUGGGAACAAAUAAGCAGGAGCAUGAAAUUUCAGACCCAGGAUCUGAGGUAACAAAUCAGGAGAAGGUAGAAAAUGAGGUCAAGGACACUCCAAAACUUGCAACACACAAAAUAAUCACAGAGAGCAACAAGUCAAACAGCAUGGUCAUUAAGAAACGACACACGUUGAUUCCUCCUCACAUCAUAGCUGAAGCGAUAUCGUCGAUCCGUGACAUUGAUAUUAGAUGGUCAGGUCCAAUCACACCAAAAGAAAUGGAAUAUGUUGAACAAUAUGUGUUAGCAAAGUACCCAGAAUAUGAAGGGCUAAUUGAAGGAGAUGGAAAUGGGGUAGACAUGUCUAUGUUUAUGAUCAAUGAGGAGCCUUCAGAAUAUGACAGGGGAAAAUCACCAUGUGGGACUCCAAGUCCUAGAGAGUCUUCAGCAUAUUUGUUUGGCACUAAUCUCCCUGAAACGGACAGGACCAAGAUCCAGUUAGAGCCAUCAAGGUUACUAGACAUUCUCAACAAGAAAUCCUCAUUCCCUGGAAGCUUCAUAUCGAUCCCGGAAAUCCAAGUUCGUAAUAAGGUUUUGAAGCAUUAUGGGUUGCCUGAUGAGGAGUACCUGGUUCUCUUCACUCCAAGCUACAAGGAUGCUAUGAUGUUGGUGGGAGAAAGUUACCCUUUUUUGAAGGGAAACUUCUACAUGACCAUUCUGGAUCAAGAGGAAGAUUAUAUCAAAGAAUUCGCAUCUUUUAAGGAGUCAAAGGUGAUCUUAGCUCCCAAAACUUGGCUUGAUUUGAGGAUCAGAGGGUCACAGCUGAGUCAAAACUUUAGGAGGAGGUGCAAGAUCAGCUCAAAAGGCUUGUUCUCUUAUCCAUCAGAUGCUAGUGGAACUAUGCAUUGGAUCUCUGAGGCUCAUAGGAACAGUUGGCAUGUUCUACUUGAUGCUUCUGCCUUUGUAGUGGGAAAGGAUCGGCUUCAUCUUGCGCUUCACCGCCCCGACUUUGUGGUUUGUAGCCUUGACAACACUCACUCCAAUCCUUCAAGAAUCACUUGCCUCUUGGUGAGAAAGAAAUCCUUUGACACCUCAGGUGCUUCAUCUCAGGUAGUGGAGUGAAUGAAAAGAGUGCUUGUUUAUUAUUUUAGAUGAGAUUUGGUUUGAAGUGCUGAGCAAAUAGCAAAUUUGGUAUCAUGGACUAUGAAAAUCCCCAUGAAUUUUCCUGGUGUACUUUGUAGAUUGAAUAAAUUAUAUUUGACACAUACAUAUAGAGGACCACUUGUUACUGGUUUGGAUGCA